AAAAGCUUCAGGUUGUUUUUCUAUUUUUUAACAGCAAAAAGCAUAAAACUUUGUUUUUUAAAUGUUCUUUAAAUAUUGCAUAACAUAAGUUACAUACCCAGGUUUAGAAAUAUAAUAUGCAAGGCUUCUAAACCUACAUACCACACCCGUUAAUCUCAUCGCUUACAAAUUGUUUAUAAAUAUUUAUUUGCCACGCCUACCAUGCAUAUAUACUUAUGGAGGUCAGUUAUAACGCUGAACCAUUUAUUUUUCCAUGGUAAACAACUGUGGCCCCUUUUUUUGUUUGCCAAGUGCGUGUACCAAGUUUUACUACUAAGGAUGUCUCUUUUAUCAUAGAAAACAGCCAAUGUUUUAGUACUUUUCUCUCUGUCACCGUGAACUUAGCUUUUUCAUAGCCUUUAAAAUUAAAUGCCUGUUAACUGCUAUAAGCAAAAACCUAAAUACAGAUAGACUUUGACCUCCUGUAGUUAGGAUAUUAUAUAGAAAUCUUUUAAUCUCUCUGUUUUUAUCCAGACACUGUGGAAUGUGGACUUACUCUUUUUAAGUGCUGCGGAACUUCUAUUUAAUUUUUUUGCGUUUAAUCUAAUCUGUUUCUGUGUUGCCCCAAGGUUUAGAAAUUGUUAGUUAGUUGUAUAAACGGUGCUACAACCUUUUUAAAAUCAUGAAGGUAAAAAAGAUAUGUUGUAUUGGUGCUGGUUAUGUUGGUGGUCCAACCUGUUCGGUAAUGGCUUGCAAGUGUCCAGAUAUACAAGUAACAGUGGUUGAUUUGAACAAGGCUCGUAUUAAUGCAUGGAAUUCAGACCAACUGCCAAUUUAUGAGCCGGGUCUUGAUGAAAUUGUACAGAAACAUAGAGGGAAAAAUCUCUUCUUUUCCACCAAUAUUGAUGAUGCAAUAAAAUCAGCAGACCUCAUUUUUAUUUCGGUUAAUACACCAACAAAAACGUAUGGUAUUGGCAAGGGUAGAGCUGCUGAUUUGAAAUAUGUAGAAUCAUGUGCACGACAUAUAGCUGCUGUUUCAACUGGCUUUAAAAUUGUGGUGGAAAAAAGCACGGUUCCUGUGCGUGCUGCUGCUAGCAUCAGUUCUAUCCUAAGCUCGAAUAAACAGUCAAGCACUUCUUAUCAAGUUUUAUCCAACCCUGAGUUCCUUGCUGAAGGAACUGCUGUGGAAAAUCUAGUCAACCCAGAUCGUGUUUUAAUUGGUGGAGAAAAGUCACCGGAGGGAAAUGCUGCAGUUGAUGCUCUUGCAGAAAUUUAUGCCAACUGGGUUGACCCGGAAAAAAUCAUUAAAACUAAUACCUGGUCAUCAGAGCUAUCAAAAUUGGCAGCAAAUGCUUUUCUCGCCCAAAGGAUUAGCAGUAUUAACUCUAUGAGUGCAAUCUGUGAAGCUACUGGUGCUGAUGUUGGUGAGGUGGCCAAUGCAGUGGGAAAAGACUCAAGAAUCGGCAAUAAAUUCCUUCAAGCCUCUAUUGGUUUUGGUGGCAGCUGUUUUCAGAAGGAUGUUCUUAACCUCGUUUAUCUAUGUGAGGCACUCAAUCUACCAGAAGUAGCCAAUUACUGGCAACAGGUUAUUGAGAUUAACAACUAUCAACGUAGAAGGUUUGCCAACCACAUCGUUAGUUCAUUGUACAACACUGUGUAUGGGAAGCAGAUCACUUUGCUUGGUUUCGCAUUCAAGAAAGAUACAGGUGAUACAAGAGAGUCAUCUGCCAUCUAUGUGGCAAAGUACUUGAUGGAUGAAGGAGCUAACCUCAAAAUCUAUGACCCAAAAGUCCCAAGCAAACAGAUUAUGGUGGAAUUGGAGCACCCUACUAUAUCAGAGUGUCCAGAGAAAGCACGAGAACUCAUUGAUGUUUGUGACGACCCUUAUGUUGCCUGCCAAGGUGCUCAUGCCAUUGCUGUAUGUACUGAAUGGGACAUGUUUAAGACACUUGACUUCGAAAAGAUCUUUAAUUCGAUGUUGAAACCGGCAUUUAUUUUUGAUGGUCGUGGUAUUCUGCCUUAUGAGAAGUUAUUGGACAUCGGGUUCGAGGUACUCUUAAUGGGUAAAUGUCCUCGGGAAACAGUUCUCCGGAAACAGUAUUUUCCAAGCUGCAACUUCAAGUGACAUUCUUCUUCCAUCAUCUAGAGUAUUACCCUGAUAUCUUCAAUAUAUUCAGAGAAAUGUAUUGUAAAUAGCCAACGAGACGGCUGCGUUUAGAAAUCACUCACCUGUACUAAUCUACAGUACCAAUCUACAAUGGCAAUAUUUUAAUUUAACCAACAAUUUUGCUAGCAAUGAAAUGGUAAUUCGCUUUCAUAGUUUUGUUGCAAUUGCUUUUAACUUUUAAGCAGUUUUUAGACCUGAAGGACACAAAAAAACUUUUUUAAAUUAUUUUAACUAUUAAAAUUUUUACUUUUUUAUCAUGAAGCACCCAUGUCACAACUGCACUCAAGUAUCGAAUCUGUUCAUUUUCUUUGUAGCAAUAAAGUCUCCUACCAUAUCA
Messenger RNA from Ciona intestinalis (vase tunicate), 2483 nucleotides. NCBI's taxonomy places the organism in Eukaryota, Metazoa, Chordata, Ascidiacea, Phlebobranchia, Cionidae. The record is from RefSeq and is a predicted model, not a curated record.